GCUUUUACGCGAGCUCGAUUGGUACACAUGGCUCUGUGACGAGAUGGAUCUGUCAUCGCCAUCAUACUUACUUCGCCGCUCUCGAGUUUUCUAGCCCCAGGACGAGCUACAACGCUGUGAACCUUCUGAACAGGGGCUAACGUUUCCGCUUUCAUUGCUCUUUCCAACGCUCAUCUGUCUUUCUCCAGCUGUUCUCUUUUCAUUCUCCUACUACACCAAGUAGCUUGGAUUGUGCCGAGGGCUCCCCUAAAUAAUCUCGGAUUCUGGCCUUCCUGGAGUUUUGACCAGUUCAAACGUUCGCACAGUGUCCGUUCUGGAGGGUCUGCACUGUAUCGUUUGGUGCCGCUGAAACUCAUUGGUUCAAUGUGCCUUGCUUUCACGUAUGAGCUGUUCUGCUAGACCUGGUAGCAGGGGAUGAAAUCAUUCCGGUUUUCGGUAAUUGGAAAGUACAAACGUCUUCCGUGGUAUUCAGGGGCUGGGUUAUUGGAGUUUCCUCAUAGUCAAUGUGGCAUGGGAACCUGUUUUUGUGCCUGUGCGUCUCUCUGACCACUUACUCUGUAGAGGUCCAUCUUAAUUUCAUUUGUCGGUGAUGCUGCAGCGAUGUUUUUCUUUUAAUUUAGCUUGGACGAGCGCUUUGAUACGAUGCGCUGCCCGCUUUAGUUGUGUCUGGAAAGUAGGGCGUCACCUCUCGAAGCCUUUGCAGCAGUGCUGGUGGAGAGAUCUUCUUUCGUUCCAUCCACGUCAAUACUUUCUCUAUUCUGUUUUGUCUCUGAACUCUCCUGAAGCAUCUCCUUCUCCUCAUUUUGCGUCCUCGAAGGUCAGCAAGGUUAUGAUUACUGCUACCGCGAACUGUUGAGUUGCAAAGCAUCCGUACGGGGUUUUCCCCUCUUGUAGAAUAUUCAAAUUUUCUAGGACGGCAGGCAGGUUCCUCAGCUGCAGAAUUUUUGCUGCGACGGCAACUUCCUACUGUCUCAAGCGGCCUUUUCAGCAGCAGGAUUAAUCAUGUGCGUAUGGCUAUCCAAGAAGAAGUAAUGUUUUCGUGAUGCUCGGUGUCGACGUCAUCGCGAAGUUGACUUUCGGAAGCCGUGCUCAUCAAUUUUUUUAGCUCUUGUUCCUAAGUCUAAGCAGAAGGCUUCUGCCUUGUUUCUGUGCAAUGAAAUCGAGGCACCUACUGUUACCUGCUGAGAUCGAGAGGUUUGGGCGUCGCAGUUGGAUACGGCGUAUAGACAUGCGCUCUUAGAUCCUGUUAGCAAGCGGCCCAAAGAGUUUUCCACUUCAAUGUCGACAUAACUUGCCCUCGCAUCCGAAAAGUAGCGGAAGAGGAGCUGGAUUAAGCUAUGGCCUCAGUACCAGCUAUUCCCGUCGACGAGGCGGUAGCAGCUCUGUCCACAUUUUCACUUGAGGAUGAGCAACCUGACCUACAAGGCAUGGGUGUUACUCUGGUCAGUGGACGAGUUGCGACUGAGAGCCCUGUCGAUUAUGAUGAUGUUCCAGCAUACCAACUGUCUCUUGUGGAAGAUACGAGUGCCGUCACGCAACUGGAUAACCUGCUUAUGGAGGGGAAGGGCCUGGUUUCAAUUCUCUACACUUAUCGCAGCUGCGUGAAAGCUCUGCCUCAGUUGUCUGAGUCUAUGAAAGACAGCCAAGCCGAUCUAUACCUGGAGACGUAUCAAGUACUGGAUAUUGAAAUCGGACGCCUUCGAGAAAUUCAACGGUGGCAAUCAUCAGCAGCUUUUAAACUUGCAGUUGACAUGCACAAUUACACUCAGUCUAUAAAGAAGCUGAAUGGUCCAAGUGUUACGCAUAUGUGGGCCAUGCUGCGGUUGCUUGAUAUCCUCCUUCAGCUAGAUCAUUUGAAGAAUGCGAAGGCUAGCAUUCCUAAUGACUUCUCUUGGUAUAAGAGGACCUUUACCCAAGUCAGUGUAAAUUGGCCAGAUACUGAACAAAUGCGAGAAGAAUUAGACGACCUUCAGAUUUUUUUGAGCACAAGAUGGACAAUAUUGUUGAACCUGCAGCAAGAGAUUUUCCGGGUGAAUGGGGUGGAGGACAUUAUUCAAGUGCUCAUUCUCUUUACCUUAGAGUGCCUAGAGUCGGAUCGAGUUUUAGUUUAUUCGGAGCGGCAUACCCUUUUACGAGUACUUCCCGUUCUCGUUGUCCUUGCAACUUCUGGUGAAAAGGAAGGCGAGUCCAUCUUUAAGAAGAUUAAGAUUUCCCGUCUCAUGAAUAUUUUCAAGCGGGAUCCUGUAAUCCCAGCAUUUCCGGACCUCCAUUUGGCUCCUGCGAGCAUGUUGAAGGAGUUGGCACCUUAUUUUCACCGCCUCACUGCCCAAAUGCGAUUCAUAGGGCUCCCGCUUCCCCAUGAGCUUAGCGUUAAGGAGGCUUUGGAGUACCAGAAGGAGUACCUUAUUGUGCAUAAUAUCUCAACUAUGCGAACUGAUCAUGAUGAUUUUUGCAUAAGGUUUGCUUCUGCCGUCAACCAGCUGGAGACACUGAACUUGGAAACGGGGGUUGAUGUGGCACUCAAGAAACGCAUCAAAGAGAAUGUUUACCUAGUUGUUGUGGCAGGUUUUCAGCUGUUGAGUGAGUGGACAGGACGUGUGUGGCAGCAAAGUGCCUGGAAGUUUUCAAGGCCUGCCAAGGAUUCUGAACGUUUUGAUGCAGAGCGCUCUGUCGAUGUUACUGAUUAUGAAAAGGUGGUCAGGUGCAAUUACACGGCAGAGGAGAGAAAGGCACUUAUUGAGGCCAUUGGAUACAUCAAGGGAGUGGGCAUCAUGAUGGAACGAGCAGACACCCUAGUAGCCAAUACUGUAUGGGAGUCUAUACAUACUCAGCUGCAGGAUUUUGUUCAGUCUAAAAUUCCCACCAUGUUACGCACAUCGUUAAGGAGGAAGAAGGAAAUCGCACGACUUUUAUCUGAUAUGAGAACUAUAGCAGCCGACUGGCAGGGGAAGUCACCACAAGUUGAAAAGGUGAAAAGCAGAAAGUUGAGCAGAGAGGAUAAUCUAGUUCCUCCUGUCUCAUACCACCCUCGAGCUGCCUUUCCCACUGCAGCCCAGCUUCACUGCCUCCAGUAUCUGAUACAUGAGAUUGUGACUGGAGGCUCUCCCAAAAAGGCCGGUGGAUUUUUUACUGCAAGUGAAACAGAAGUUCCUUCUUCUGAAUUGCGGCAACUUGAAAGUUUCUUCAACAGGCUUGCAUUCUUCCCUCAUGUCAUCGACUAUAGAGCAACUCUUGCACACGUAACUGACUUAGGUUUCCUUUGGUUUCGUGAGUUUUAUCUUGAAACCUCUCGUGUUAUUCAGUUUCCUGUUGAGUGCUCCUUACCAUGGAUGCUGGUGGAGCAUAUUAUGGAUUCAAGUGAUAUUGGAUUGCUGGAAAGUAUCCUUUUGCCUUUUGACAUCUACAAUGAUGCAGCUGAUCAGGCACUUCGUGUAUUAAAACAACGUUUUCUGUAUGAUGAGAUUGAAGCGGAGGUGGAUUUAUGCUUUGAUCAAUUAGUGUCUCAACUAAGUGACCAAAUUUUUAUUCACUAUAAGAGUCGUGCAGCCAGCAAGAUGCUUGAUAUGUCUUUCAUGGCAGCUGUGAACGAUCAUGAAAAAUAUUACGUGCUUCCAAAACGUUAUGAUCACCUUUUUAGAAUUAGGCGUGUCAAGAUGCUAGGUCGGAACGUGGAUCUGGCUCACUUGAUACGGCAACGCUUGAACAAAGUCUUCCGCGAGAACUUAGACUUUCUUUUUGACCGAUUUGAGUCGCAGGAUCUUUGCUCAGUAGUUGACUUGCAAAGAUUGGUGGAGGUCUUAAGACUUACUCAUGAGCUUAUUUCAGAGCAUAUUGCGAUUGAUCCAUUCAACCUUAUGAUGGGUGAAAUAAGCGAGACAAUCUCACUUGUGUCAUUCUCGGGACGAUUGGCAUCGCAGGUUCUGCUGGAACUUCAAAAUGACUUCUUUCCUAAUUUUAUGUUAUGCACAACCACACAACGGUUUGUAAGAUCAAGCAAACCACCCAAGCGGCCCAUUAAAAGACCGUCUUCUCCUUUCGCCGAGCCAAGCUUUCUCUUCGGCAACAUAGACCUGAACGAGGCACAUGGCGUAGUAGCAGAGCUUCACAGCAAGUUUUUUGGUCUUCCUCACAUGUUUGCUGUAGUGAAGUUGCUAGGAUCUCGUUCGCUUCCUUGGCUAGUACGGGCACUUCUUGACUACCUUUCUCAGAAGAUACUGGUGAUGGAGCCGUGGGUUGAAGAUUUGAGGGACCUUAUGCCUAAAGCUAUUUCCUUGCCUCCCUAUGAUGCUGGAGUAGAAGGGAGCUUGAACCAUUUUACGGAGCAAUUGCAGUGGGCUGUAAAUUAUGAUGGAAGACCCGAAAUGCUGCAGGGACUAAAAGAGAUUGGGAGUCUUAUUUUCUGGAUGAGCCUUCUUGAUACUGCUAUGAGGGAGACAGAAACUGUACAUUUUAUGCAAGUGGUGCCGUGGUUAGGUGUUGUUCCAAACAAGGAUGGCCAAUUGCAGCAGCUGUUGUGUGAUGAUAACUACAGCCCUGUGGUUAGCUUGUUCAAAGAAGCUACUGAUGAGGUUUUGUACAGCACCUCACGUGUUAAUGGCCCAGCCUUUCAAUCUAUGGCCAAGCAGGCUGAGGUAGUAGAUAUAUUGUACAUGAACAAUCUUCAAACGGGUAGCGUUUUGGAUUACACACUCACGUACCUCCAUGCAAUUCUGUCUCGAUCUCGAGUUAAGUGGGACCUUCCACCGAAAUCGGGUCUUAUUGAGAUCACUCUGUCAAAGGAGUAUCACCGGAUAUAUAGUGGUCUUCAAUAUACCAUGCUGCAAGGUGUACCACCAAGCGUGCAAUCACUCUUGCUUGCUUAUAGUCAGAUUUCGCCAGAGGGAGAUUCCUUUCAAGAUCGAUAUGGAGAUGCAGUUGCUUGGGGCGGUUGUACCAUCUUGUACCUAUUGGGCCAACAGUUACGGUUUGAACUGCUUGAUUUCGCAUACCAUGUUCUCUCGGCUUCAGAGGCUGAAUCAUUACCAUCUGCUCAAGAACUUCUAAUAGAGAGAUCCAAGUCUGGAUCAGCUGCGUAUUCCAUGGAAGUGGUAGCAUUUUUGGCUAAUGCCAAGAAAGCAAGGAGAUUAAACAAUUACGUUUUUUCUCUACUGCGAGCCUGUUCACCACAUGAGGAUCGGCUUGCAUCCAUGGUUAAACAAAGCGGAGUGGUUGUUCAUAGUUUUAAAUACCCUGUUACACCGUCAUUGCUGAAUCACCUCCCAUUUAAAGGUGAUGAAGAUGAAGAAGAUGCGAAUGUACAUGGCCCUUCUUCGACUACAGGUUUCGGCGUUCCAACGCCUGACCAGACAUCUUGUAUAGAGGAUCUCCUCAAAAACAGCCGAAACAUUACUGAGUCACCUCUAUAACCCAUUCUAAUUAUAAUAAUUACUAUUGUUAUUUGGGGGGGGGGGGGUAGCGUUAAAACUUAGAUCCACGGCUUUUGUAAAAUUGAUUAGUUUCUGAGAAAAAGUUUCCUCACUACUUUCGUUCUUGGUGUACAAGACAGUUGACACUUGAAUGUUCAUAUACUAAUUUGGAGAUCUGAGGAGUUUAGUUUUAUCCCCAUUUAGUAUUCAUUUUAAUGUGUAAUGCUGUUCACAAAU
Molecule: messenger RNA, 5642 nt
Organism: Physcomitrium patens
Lineage: Eukaryota; Viridiplantae; Streptophyta; Bryopsida; Funariales; Funariaceae
Source: RefSeq, a predicted model, not a curated record